UGGAGUAUAAAGAAAAUGGAUUUUGCCACAUUUCUCCGGCAAUCAUGGAAACUCUUUGUGACUGAGGGGAAGCUGAGCUGGAAUAAUAAGAUGGUCCUCUUUGCUCUCUGCAGCUCUCUCAGUUUCAUAGCAAGUGUGUUCCUGCUUCUACCUGGGUAUUCCUUCCUGCGGGACUAUCCAAUGCUUUCUAUCAUCACAGUCAAUAUUUUAUGGAUUCUCCUUUCUGUAAAUCUGUACUUCUUCAGGUCCUUCCGCUGCUUUGUUGUGCUGUUCUUCCUUUCUUGUGGACUGCGCGAAGGCAGAAACACUCUCAUUGCUGCUGGGACUGCUAUGGUGGUUGCUGGCAACAUCCAAAAUAUUUUUUUUAACCUGAAGCAGCUGGCAGAUAGUGUGACUUGCACUCUUGAUUCCCAGAACUGGGCUUUCCUUGACUUCACCUAUCUUAAAGCCAUUCGGUGGAUUUUCAAUCAGAUCAAGUUUUCAGGACAUCUGUUUGUGGUGCGUGACAGCUUAAACGUGUCUUUCUUGGUUUCAGAUGAAGACCUGAAGCUGCAGCUGGAAAAAACAAAACUGGGCAUUCACAACAUCACUAGCCAGAUCUCCUCCAUAAUAGCUCUACAGUCCUUUUUGGGCAAGAAAGUGCUACCUCUUUUGGGGACAAUUUUGGUUCUCCUUGGGACAUAUCUCUUCAUCCGAAACUUCCUGAGCCCACAGAACCUCAAGUUUAAGAACACAUACAUUACACAAGGGUUCGUUAAAUACAACGAGCAAGUGUGGCAGCAGCAAAAACUCUCAGCCCUUCCCCUAAGUAAAGAAGAAAGAAAUCUGUACUCGCUGGUGCCAUCUUUUUGCCAAACACCUAAAGAGAGGAAAUGCACAGCACGCUUUUUUCUUCCUGUGGUUGCUAACCUUUGCAUUUGGGUCCUCUUUGCAGCGGUAGAUUAUUUGCUUUACUGGCUCAUUUUUUCCGUGAGCAAGCAUCUCCAAGAUUUCCCUGAGCUAGAGGUCCACUUCAAAUUGUAUUACCAUAAAAACACAGCUAAGUUCAUCUUGAACAAUGGGGAGCUUGUUGACAAGACUAUUUCCUUUAAGACUCCUCUUUUUGAGGAAGCCUGCAUUCCCAAACCAAAGAUUUCCCUCUCUGCUACAUGGAUCCAGCUUGGCGUCAUCCUGUUCUUUCUAAUAGUGCUGGGACUACUGACUUCUACACUCACACAACUUAAAAUAUUAGUGGCGACAGCAUUCUUUCCAAGCACAGACAAGAAACGGAUAAAAUAUCUACACACAAAAUUAUUAAACAGAAGAUCCAAGUUCUCCAAGAAAAAUGUGAAAAGGAAACUCAAUUCAUUUGCAAAGUUACAUUUUUGGUUUCCUAUCCUCCAGGCACUGGGAAGUGCCAGGAAGAAAGAAACAGAUGUGGAAAAAGAAAACCCUGUUUUACAGCAUUAGCCACAGGUUCUUAAACUAUUUUGCCUGGUGAAGAGCUCCUGGAACUUCAAAAGUUUGUGCCUGUUUUGCAAAACACUGACUGAAAACCAUUAAAGAAAUCUAUGGCUCUGUGAGUGAAAAAUGUAUCAAAAACAUUUGCUUUUUUCCCCUUAUACUGGUUCACUUUUCCCUGCAAAAUUGUGCCAUUCAGCUUGAGGUUACUCAGUUGAGCAGACUGUUUCCUGACACCCUGUCAAAGUGUUCGUUCCUUUCCAUGUAUUUAACGAUGAUGAUGAUGAUGAUGAUGUAAUAAUAUAUUAAAUGUAUAUGCCCCUCCCCCAAUUUCUUUCAUUACUGUUUUCAGUUUGCUUCCUUAUGCCUUCUAAAAAAUAUGCCCAAUUGCUUCUCCUCCACUUUUUGCCCUAUUCUGUCGUUCAGAUGGGUAUUUCCUUUCCUGAUAUAUUAUCACCAAGUGUCUUCAAUUCCUCUACCUGCUUUCCAUUUCUUGUUCUGUUUUCCACAGAUGAAAGACCUAAUAUGAAAUGAAGGGUUUUAGUUAUUCCAAGCCAAUUAGAAUUAGACGUCAGUCACCCCUCUCUCUACACAUAUCCAAUGACAAAAUGCACAUUCUAAAAUGCAGUCCUUCCUUCCUUCCUUCCUUCCUUCCUUCCUUCCUUCCUUCCUUC
Molecule: messenger RNA, 2114 nt
Organism: Python bivittatus (Burmese python)
Lineage: Eukaryota; Metazoa; Chordata; Lepidosauria; Squamata; Pythonidae
Source: RefSeq, a predicted model, not a curated record